This is a messenger RNA of Eupeodes corollae, 1935 nucleotides long. RefSeq lists its product as uncharacterized. Gene Ontology annotation, molecular function: chitin binding. NCBI's taxonomy places the organism in Eukaryota, Metazoa, Arthropoda, Insecta, Diptera, Syrphidae. The transcript has 4 exons. The record is from RefSeq and is a predicted model, not a curated record. Gene Ontology annotation, cellular component: extracellular region. The coding region runs from base 140 to 1858 and encodes 572 amino acids.
AAUCAGAUCAGUAUCAAAAGUCAAUAUUUACAUCUAUGUUUACGAUAAAAAUAAACUUGAAAAAUAUCGCGUCCAUGGCAUAUAAAUUAAUGUGGAUCAUAGUGGAUUGCAUCAGGGCAGUUUGAGAAAUUGCCAAAGAAUGUUUAGUAAAUUAGAAAAUAAAUCAAACAUCAUUUUGGUGGUGUUACUUUUGAUAAAUUUCACUUGUGGAUUAGAAAAAUGGGUCAAAAGUGCUGGUGUUGCCAAUUUGGAUUGUCCAUUGGACGAUGAUCCAUUUAAUCCAACAUGUCUUCCAUACCCAGGAGAUUGUACAAAAUUCAUUAAGUGCUCUUAUGGCUUGGGAUACACUCUUUCAUGCCCCGCCGGUUUGCACUGGUCAAAACCAUUGUCACGAUGUGAAGCACCAGGCGUUGCCUGCUGCAAUUCCAAUGCAGUAACAACCCCUCCGGUUAUAGGUGGAGGAGGCUGCACUUUUCAAUAUAAACCUCAUCCAACUGACUGUAACAAGCUGAUUCAGUGUGUUAAUGGAAUUGAAUACGAAUUAACCUGCCCUCAAGGUUCAUUUUGGGAUAAACGUACAUCAAAAUGUUCAUUUACAGACUAUCCUCGAUUAAAUGAGUCUUAUUUAAGAAAAUACAUUAUGCUGCGUUUAGAAAAGAGAGAAUGUUUUUGGAUAAUUUUAACGAUCUUCACGAGCGUAUCCGCAGGACUUGCUGCUGAGGAAACAGCUUUGACACCAACUUGUUCUAAAUCUUCUGGAAGUACUUUGAGCUUUAUUCCACAUCCCGUCGACUGUAGGAAAUAUUAUGUUUGUGUUCAAGGAAUCGCCUAUCUGCUCUCAUGUUCAUUUGGACUAAAUUGGGUUCCUUCCUUAGGCAAAUGUUCGGCACUAUCAAGUUGUGCAAAUAAACAAAUUAACAAACCACCAACAUACAAUCCACUUUGUCCAAUUGGUGCGAAUCCAACAUAUUUACCAGACAAUCAUGAUUGUGGUAAGUUUUUCGAAUGUCAUGGUGGUCUUGCAUCUCAUAUGAAAUGUCCUGAGCAAUAUCAUUGGAGUGUGGAACAUCGUAGAUGUGUGGAUCCAUCUGUGGCAAAUUGUAAGAGCUUGUCCGAAACUAUUAGUAAUGGACAAUUGAAUCCAGCAUGUCCACUUAACGAUGACUCAUACCAUCCUAUUCAUCUUCCUCAUCCUGGAGAUUGUACUAAAUUCUUAAAAUGUUCGUUUGGAAGAAGCUUUAUUGUAUCUUGUCCGUAUGGAUUACAUUGGAAUCUUGAAGCUAACCGUUGUGAUAGUCCUUUUGUUGCUCAAUGUGGAGAGACAAUAGACACGAUUGUGCCCCCAACAACACCAUCAGUCUCAACCAUUAAACCAUCAACUUCUCAGCCCAGUUCUAACGCAAAACCCAACGCAAACAUUCCAAUAUGUCCCACGAAUGGAGUCAAAAACUUUGGCAUACCCGGUCAGUGUGAUAAAUACUUCUCUUGCAGUCAGGGUAAGCUGUACGUCACGACUUGCCGUGCGGGGCGUCAAUGGAGUGAAAAGGCUAACGGGUGCGUAGAUUCUAGUAUCGCUAAAUGCACAGGCUUAUUCAGUGCGCCAAUUACUACUCUCACAACACUAGGGGCACCUAGCAGCAUAUCGGCUUCCUCUUCUUCCUCUUUACUUGUUCCACGCCCACAAACCGCUUUAGGACCAACAAUGUGCACUCCAGGUGUUAGAUUUUUACCACAUCCCACAGAUUGUCAAAAGCAUUUCUUAUGCGAUAACGGCAGGCCAGUAGAAAUGCCAUGCCCCGAAGGGUUGUAUUUUAGUCGGUCCAGUUCAAACUGUCAGUGGACUAAUGUUGAUUGUUAACCUAAUUAUAAAUAAUAUUGAUAUAAAAUAAUGUCAAGAAAUAUAAAUAUUACAGAAUAUAACUCAUUUGAAUAUUU